Messenger RNA from Clunio marinus, 2807 nucleotides. Lineage: Eukaryota; Metazoa; Arthropoda; Insecta; Diptera; Chironomidae. The record is from the annotation of a GenBank genome assembly.
UUUCAAAUUUGGUUAGCUUGAAAAAAGAAUUAAUAAAAAUUAACGCUAAGAGCCAAGUUUACAAUCAAAAGCAUUGUAAGAAGUGAAUAUAAUUAUAAACACAAUCUGUCAAAUAUUAAAUUAUGUCGACAAAACAUAAUUUGAUACAAGAAAGACUCAAUUUGAAAAGAGCCCCUUUGGAUGAAUGGAAUACACACGAACAAUUAUGUCUCGCAUCAGCUGUCGCUUGUUCCGGUGAUCAGAACUGGAUGAGCGUCUCAAGGGCAUUAAAACAGAUUGUCAACGAUUACUCUUCACGUCCACCUGAUUGGUUUAUCUCGAAAUCGUGUGCAACCCAAUAUGGGAAAUUACUUGAAUCAGUUGAAACACCAAAACGCAAAAAGCGAACCGCUUCAGAACGAGAUCAACCAAUUGAAACACCUUCAACUCCAGUUGAAUCUCUUGUUAAAAAGUUAACCAACGAACGUAUUCUUGAACUGAAAAAGGCAAUUGCGGAGGACCAGAGAGAUUUCGCUAAGUUAAAGGAAGAAAUUUUGUUUCUUCAAAGUGACACGAUGGAUGAAGCCAGAAUCUAUGAGAUGUGGAACGAAAUCGAGCAAGAAGAAGUUAAGAAGGAACAAGAGCAAGUUCGUUAUAAUCAAUGGUUGGAAGAACGUGAAAGAAAGAAGCUGGAAAUUGAACGUCAAUGGCGUCCAAAUUAUGGAUUGAAAGCUCAAAACAUUAAAGUUCAAAAGCCCACCACAGAAGAGGAAUCAUCAUCGCCACAACAACAGCAACAACAAGCAGGUACUUCAUCAUCUCCAUCACCAUUGCUUACAUCGCUUUUAAAAUCAUCACAAGCUAACCAAAUGCCGAUACAACCUUCAAACACAUCACGCUCGGCGCCCACAAUUACCAAUCUUCUAACCGGCACAUCAUCAUCGACAUCAUCAUCCAAUAGUAGUCCCUCUUCUUUCAUUACACAAUCAUCAUCCACAAAUGCACAAAACAAUCUCAUUAAUGCUUCCGUCAGUGUUGCACUGGUGCCAAAUGCCAUCAUUAAUCAUUCUGCUUCUGUUCAAAUUCCAGUUUCUCAAACAGCGCCAACACUCAUAACAUUGCUUGAUAAAAAAUUAUCAACAGUUUCUGCAACAUCCCAGUCCUCAUUAUGCUCAUCAUCAGAUCCUUCAACAAACGAGAAACAACAAUUGAUGUUAUCAAUUUCAGUUCCUGAAGGAAGUGGAAAAGAUGGAAGCGAUGUGAAGGAUGAAGACGAAGACAUUCUCGUUGACUUCAAUCUAAUCACCCAGAAUUUGGACGAUGACGAUUUGGAAGACAUCAACGCGAUUAUUAUGAAUCCAGAGAUUCUUGAAGAUAAAAUCACCGAUCAUGAGCCUUCGAUUAAAGACGUCGAUGACUCGUCACAAGCAACAUCGACAGAUGACUACGACAAAUUGAAGAUUAAGCAACUUGUUGAAAAUUUCGCUGGUAGUUCUGAAGUUGAACAAUCUUCAAUUAGAGGUGAGAAUAUACAAGAACAUGUCAUGAUAACGCCAGUAAAUAAUGAAGGAAGUGAAGUUAUGCAAAUUCAAUCAGAAGCUGAAACUUCGAAUCCAACAUCAGUGGAAUUGAUUGAACCAACAGAAUCAAAUGAUUCCAAACAAUCUCCAAUUCAUGAUGAGAAAGUUAUGAUAAUUUCUGAUGAAAGUUCCAACACUAACGAUACGAAGAAAGAAGAAUUGAGUGAGAAAAUGGAAACUGGUGAAGCUGAAGAAUCACAAAGUGUGAAGUCGUCGAUUGCUGAUGAUGUGAAAGAUGGAAGUGGUGAAGAUUCCACCAUUAAAGAUUUGCGUGUGUUUGAAGGACUGCAAGAGAGCGACGAGAAUUCUGCUUUGAGUGAGAAACAUCCAAAAGCACAAACGACAACUGUCUAUCAACUUGAUGAUUCUGAUGAAGAUUUACUUUUUGAGGAUGCGAAAGAAAAUCAAGAAGCUUCUUUAAUUAAACCUCCAAUUAAAGAUCAACAGAAAUUUGAAAUUAAAGAACCUGAAAAAGUUGUCGAAAUUCAAGAUCCGAAACCGAAAACUGUCGAAGUUGAAGAAAUCACACGCUCAGGAUGUUCUGCUGACAGUGAUGAUGAAAUAUUAGAAGUGAAAGUGUCACGUAGCAUUGGACGAAAGAAAGCAGCCGACACUUUGAAAGCUGACACGCCACGAAAUUCAACUCGCUCAAGAGAUCAGUCGGAAAAUGAUGACAAAGAUUCAACUCCAAUUCGCACUCGAAGUCGUCACUCGUCAUCUACUGGAAGAGCUUCUGACCAACCUAAGCCAUUGUAUAACUUCUCGAAAGAACAAGACCACUCAAUGUGGAAGGAACGAUGGGAUGAUUGUCUCAAAACUCUCCAGAAACACAAGGAUUAUUCAACUGUCGUUGAUAACAAAGUGAUUCCUGAUGAUACAUGCAAAAGUAUUAUUCUCACUCCUAUGAACAUCAAAACCGUUCAGAAGAAUAUUGAAAAUCAUUUCUCGACGUUGCCAGGCGACAUUAAAAAAGAUUUUGCUUUGAUGUGCACCAACAUCAUCAUGCUAAACAAAAAAGGGUCGAAGUUCAAUGAUUUGGUGCAUCAGUUUAUGAAAGAUGCCAUGGAAAUCAUUGAUUCGAACUUGGAAGUUGAAGAAGCUUACAAGAGUUAUCGUAAGCAAAUCAAGAAGAAACACUGAAACAUGCAUCGGUCGCUGUGGCUGAGUUGAAAGUGGGAGUUGAGAAGUUUUUGUAAGAAUUGAAAAUAAUAAAAAUUUGUCUCUCAUAACUUGUAUAAAUAUCACAAA